AUGCAGUGUGCGUGCAGACGACACGAAAGCGAAACUUGCUACGGUCUCCUGAACGACACACUUUUGGCCACCAAUCCCACACUGGGGGAAGGGGAAUGUCGAAGCUUCGCCUAUCUCCGAAGCAAAGCUGUGCCAGAAAUAUUUGGCGUCUUUGAUACUGAUUUCUGGAGUCCAAUUCUUCAACGGCGGGAGGCCGAGCCGGUUCUACAACACGCUCUCUCCAGUCUAAGCGCUGUCUAUGAGCAUUACCGCAGGGACGGCCGACUUAAGUCUGGCCCCAACCGCCUCAUUUCGAAGCGAACUCUUGAUUCUGGCUCCUCGACUGCUCCGUUGAGUCACUUCGCUAUCCAGCAAUACAAUAAAGCUAUCAAGCUACUGACGAAGGAUGGAAGCUCUGAUGACUCGGAUUCCAUUGAGGUUACCUUGAUGGCCUGCCUAAUCUUUGUUUGUAUUGAGUUCCUCGGGAACAAUUUUUCAACUGGACUCAAUCAUCUGAAAGGUGGACUGAAAAUUCUUGACCAUUUAAAAAAUACUCAAAGUAUCGACCAUACCAUGAAGCGGCGGCCGCUCAAUCAAGCUUUGAAAGAUUUGUAUAUCCGACUCGACAUCCAAGCCACCGUGCAUGGCAGCGCAACCUCCGAUUUCAAUUCGACAGCAUUUCAACAUUGGCAAUUUACUCCAUGGCUUCCAACGCAUUUUUCCACUAUCGGCGAGGCACAAACGAAGCUAAGUGAAGAAUUGUGCGCCAUCUUUCAGUUCAUGAGACAUCGAAAUGACGAAUCCCAUUAUAGCGCAAACAGUUCUAGUACCAGUUCGGGUACCUGUGAUGCACCCCCUAGUCUGGAUUCGUCCUCGCUUACUUCCACAAGCAAGACCCAAACCCGUACUCAGCUCCACCUUGGAAACCUCCGGCGAUGGCAUGACGCCUUCUCGUCACUUGUCAAACCAGACAGGCUUACCUCGAUCGACUACAAUGCACAUCAGCGACACACCAUCCCACUACUUUUCCUGUACCAUGAUCUGGCCGUCCUUCAAUUGAAGGCCUCUACAUUCAAGUCACAAAUGGAGUACGACGAGUUUCAACCGGAAUUCGAACGCAUGGUUACCUACGUAUGGCGGGUCCUCCAAGCAUUUGACGCGAUCGGAUCACGCCCACCAGUGGUCUCUUUCGACAUGGGACUGUUGGGUCCUUUAUUUUUCAUCGCUCUCAAAUGUCGUCAUCUACGUACGCGGCAGCGGGCGAUAGGACUCAUGAGGCUGGCACCUGAGCGCGAAGGGAUGUGGAUACGUGAUCCCAUUAUCGAAUAUUCAGAAUGGAAAAUGAAGCAAGAAGAGGCCGGGCGUGGAGCCCUUAAUGAGGACGCUAUUCUGCCCGAGGAGAGCCGUAUGUUCGGGGAAACCGUUUUUCAAGCGUUUGUCAACGGCGAGCAAGUGCGUGUUCUUCGCUUUUAUAAAGGGAAAGCUGAUGCGCUGGGAGUCUUCAAAUCUGAAGAAGUUGUCACAAACAUGAGUCUGGAUAUGGGAGACUUUCUCUAA
Molecule: messenger RNA, 1536 nt
Organism: Exophiala bonariae
Lineage: Eukaryota; Fungi; Ascomycota; Eurotiomycetes; Chaetothyriales; Herpotrichiellaceae
Exons: 1
Coding region: 1-1536 (511 amino acids)
Source: RefSeq, a predicted model, not a curated record